AUGCUUACCGUUCAUCAUCUCGGCAUCUCACAGUCGGAACGAAUUGUCUGGUUAUGUGAGGAGCUCGAAAUUCCCUAUCAACUGAUUCGCUACGAUCGUGAUCCUAAGACACGUCUAGCUCCAGAAGAGUACAAAGCACUUCAUCCAUUUGGAACAGCUCCCGUCAUCAACGAUGGCGAUGUGGUAUUGGCAGAGUCCGGCGCAAUUAUCGACUAUAUUAUAUCAAAAUAUGGUAACGGUCGUUUCACCUUGAAAGCCGAUCACUCAAACUUCGCUGACUAUCUAUUCUGGUAUCAUUUUGCCAAUGGUUCAAUGAUGCAAGCUCUGUCUAUUGAUCUGGUUGUCAACCGAAUAAGUGGUGGAACACGAGACCCAGUAAUCGAGUCAUUGCUGGAUCGCGUUUAUCGUGCGUUUGAUCUAGUAGAAAAGCGGCUCAGCAUAUUUGAUUAUUUUGCUGGAAAUGAAUUUACUGCAUCAGACAUUAUGAUGCUCUUCCCAUUGACGACAAUGCGUGUCUAUACACCACUGGAUCUAAAGCCUUAUCCCAGUAUACGUGCCUAUCUAAAGCGUAUUGGAACACGUCCAGCGUACCAGCGGGCUAUGAAGAAGGGAGAUCCAGAUUUAAUUCCACUAUUGGACUGA
Didymodactylos carnosus is the source of this 642-nucleotide messenger RNA. Lineage: Eukaryota; Metazoa; Rotifera; Eurotatoria; Philodinida; Philodinidae. The record is from the annotation of a GenBank genome assembly.